CCCCCACCUGCUGCACGUAGGUGUGGGGCGGGGCCGCCUCGGCUGGGCGGGGUAGGCGGGGCGGGGCAGGCGGAGCCGUCCUACCUUCCUAUCCCCGGACUCCAACCCGGAACUAACCUCGGCUCUCUUGGGAAGGCCGCAUUGCAUGGCCAGGAGCCUCAGUCUGGGCCGCGAGUGCGGGACACCGAGGUCAGGUCUUGGAAAGAGGGAGGACCUCCUCGUCCCCAGGGGCCCCAGGCCAGGUGCGCCCUUGGCCGCAGGUGCACCGUCUCCGAAAAGUGCAGGUGCCCACACCCCGGCUGGACCAUGACGCCUCAGCGGAACGUGGUGAAGAUUGCCAUCCAGAUGCGUGAUGCCAUCCCGCAGCUCAUCCAGCUGGACCAGGUCACCUGUCUGGUCCCGCCUCCAUCUGCCCCGCAGCCCCACCUCCCGGCGAAGCCCCUGGCCGCUGUGCUGAAGGAGGUGUGCGACGUGUGGAGCCUGACGCACUCUGAGCGCUACGCCCUGCAGUUUGCGGAUGGGCAUAGGAGAUACAUCACUGAGAAUAACCGCGCGGAGAUCAAGAAUGGCAGCAUCCUAUGCCUCAGCACGGCCCCAGACCUUGAGGCUGAGCAGCUCUUGGGUGGGCUGCAGAGUGACAGUCGUGAAGGGCGCCGGGAAGCCCUGAGGCACCUCGUCCCUCUGGCCUCGGACAUGACCUUUGCCAGGGAGGUCAUCAGCCGUAAUGGGCUCCAGAGACUAGGCACCAUCAUUGAGGAUGGGGAUGACCUAGGAGAGGUGCUGGCCCUCAGCCUGAGGGCCUUCUUGGAGCUCAUGGAGCAUGGCGUGGUGUCCUGGGAGACACUGAGCAUCCCCUUUGUGAGGAAGGUGGUGUGCUAUGUGAACAUGAACCUCAUGGACGCCUCCGUGCCACCCCUAGCCCUUGGGCUGCUGGAGAGUGUGACCUUGAGCAGCCCAGCCCUGGGCCAGCUGGUCAAGAGCGAGGUGCCCUUGGAUAGGCUGCUGGUGCACCUACAGGUGAUGAACCAGCAGCUGCAAACCAAGGCCAUGGCCCUGCUGACAGCCUUGCUGCAGGGGGCCAGCCCUGUAGAACGCAAGCACAUGCUUGACUAUCUCUGGCAGAGGAACCUUCGCCAGUUCAUCUAUAAGAACAUCAUCCACAGUGCAGCACCAAUGGGCGACGAGAUGGCUCAUCACCUGUAUGUACUGCAGGCCCUCAUGCUGGGGCUGCUGGAGCCGCGUAUGCGGACGCCCCUGGACCCCUACAGCCAGGAGCAGCGGGAGCAGCUGCAAGUCCUACGCCAGGCUGCCUUCGAGGCGGAGGGGGAGUCCUCGGGUACUGGGCUGAGUGCUGACCGUCGCCGUUCCCUCUGUGCCCGAGAGUUCCGCAAACUGGGCUUCUCUAACAGCAACCCAGCGCAGGACCUGGAGCGUGUGCCCCCCGGUCUACUGGCCCUGGACAACAUGUUGUACUUCUCCAGAAAUGCACCCAGCGCGUACAGCCGGUUUGUGUUAGAGAACAGCAGCCGCGAGGACAAGCACGAGUGCCCCUUUGCCCGGGGCAGUAUCCAGCUGACAGUGCUGCUGUGUGAGCUGCUCCACGUUGGGGAGCCCUGCUCUGAGACAGCCCAGGACUUCUCGCCCAUGUUCUUCGGCCAAGACCAGAGCUUCCACGAGCUCUUCUGUGUGGGUAUCCAGCUGUUGAAUAAGACCUGGAAGGAGAUGCGGGCUACACAGGAGGACUUCGACAAGGUAAUGCAGGUGGUGCGGGAGCAGCUGGCCCGCACUCUGGCCCUGAAGCCCACCUCCCUGGAGCUCUUCCGAACCAAGGUGAAUGCGCUCACUUACGGGGAGGUGCUGCGGCUGCGGCAGACCGAACGGCUGCACCAGGAGGGCACACUGGCUCCCCCUAUACUGGAGCUGCGGGAGAAGCUGAAGCCAGAGCUCAUGGGCCUGAUCCGCCAGCAGCGCUUGCUCCACCUCUGUGAGGGGACGCUCUUCCGCAAGAUCAGCAGCCGGCGGCGCCAGGACAAGCUGUGGUUCUGCUGCCUGUCCCCCAACCACAAGCUGCUGCAGUACGGAGACAUGGAGGAGGGGGCCAGCCCGCCUACCCUGGAGAGUCUACCCGAGCAGCUCCCUGUGGCCGACAUGAGGGCACUCCUGACAGGCAAGGACUGCCCCCAUGUCCGGGAGAAGGGCUCCGGGAAGCAGAGCAAGGACCUCUAUGAGUUGGCCUUCUCGAUCAGCUAUGACCGCGGGGAGGAGGAGGCGUACCUCAACUUCAUUGCCCCCUCCAAGCGGGAGUUCUACCUGUGGACAGAUGGGCUCAGUGCCUUGCUGGGCAGUCCCAUGGGCAGCGAGCAGACACGGCUGGACCUGGAGCAGCUGCUGACCAUGGAGACCAAGCUGCGUCUGCUGGAGCUGGAGAACGUGCCCAUCCCUGAGCGGCCACCCCCUGUGCCCCCACCCCCCACCAACUUCAACUUCUGCUAUGACUGCAGCAUCGCUGAACCUUGACAAUGUGGCUGGCCACGGGCCACAGCUGCGGCCACUGCAGCAGCCAUGAAGGAUGGAGGGUAGAGGAGUGCAGGCACCCUGGCCAGCAGAGAUUGCUGCAGAAAUAAAGUCUGCUUGGCUUUUGGGAUA
Molecule: messenger RNA, 2646 nt
Organism: Rhinopithecus roxellana (golden snub-nosed monkey)
Lineage: Eukaryota; Metazoa; Chordata; Mammalia; Primates; Cercopithecidae
Gene: ELMO3
Product: engulfment and cell motility 3
Exons: 20
Coding region: 307-2517 (736 amino acids)
Biological process (GO): actin filament organization; cell motility
Source: RefSeq, a predicted model, not a curated record